CCAUCGCUUUGUUAGUUAUUGACGUGCACUCCAAGUGAUUAACACGUUCACUGUUUUAUUAAAUAAUUUUAGUUUUAUAUUACCUAUAUAGGAUUAAUAUAGUACAUUUAUAUGUGAUACAUUUUUAUGAAGAGAGGUGCAAAGUUCAAGUGGUUUAUUGAAAAAAUUGUGUUAACGAUAAAAGUUAUAAGCAAAAAUGAUUAAAUUAUCUUUAACCGAAGCAAUGAAAAUCGGAUUCAUCGGCGGCGGCAGACUGGCCUUCGCCUUGGCCAAUGGAUUUAUCUCAGCUGGUUUGGCAAAACCCGAUGAAAUCACAGCCAGUUGUCAUCCAUCGGACACAGUAAGCGCGGAGGCCUUUAAGAAAUUAGGAGCAACGGCGCUAUUUGAAAACAAGCCAGUGGUGGAGCGAUCAGAAGUCGUGAUAGUUUCCGUGAAGCCUGACGUGGUGGUGCCAGCGUUGAAGGAAAUUAAAGAUCUACCCGAGGCCAAGAACAAACUGUUCAUAUCUGUCGCUAUGGGCAUCUCGAUAGCGUCUAUUGAGAAGGUACUUCCUCCCGAGGCUAGAGUCAUACGCGUGAUGCCAAACACACCAGCUCUUGUCAAAGAAGGCGCUGCUGCUCUGAGCCGAGGGUCCAAGGCGACUGCUGAAGACGCGAAGCUCACAAACCAACUGUUCAGUGCGGUGGGCACGUGUGACGAAGUGCCCGAGUAUCAGAUGGAUGCUGUUACAGCGUUGAGUGGAAGUGGUCCUGCUUAUGUCUACAUGCUAAUAGAAUCUCUGGCUGAGGGUGGGGUCCGGUGCGGUCUUCCUCGGGACCUGGCUUUAAAACUGGCGGGGCAGACCACCCUGGGAGCAGCUGCGAUGCUGCGGACGGGAGGCCACCCGGCAGUCCUGAAGGAUAAUGUCACCAGCCCCGCUGGGUCGACUGCAGAGGGAACUUAUCACUUAGAACAACAUGGAUUCCGGUCAGCAGUCAUCGGUGCAGUGAUGGCCGCUAAAGAAAGAUGUACAGUAGUAAACAAACAACUGAAUAACUAGCAACACACAAUACAAUAAUUUUCUGCAAGAUGCAAUAUUGUGAUACGUAGUCUUGCAUAUGUUGAUGUUAUUAGUGUACCUACCUACUAUAUUCAAAGUGCCAUUUGCAUCCAAUCUCAAUUUGUUAAAAAAUAACGUCUUAAUUUUAAGCUAUAAAGUAAAUUUAUUUUUUUA
Manduca sexta (tobacco hornworm) is the source of this 1213-nucleotide messenger RNA. RefSeq names its product pyrroline-5-carboxylate reductase. Bases 197 to 1039 code for a protein of 280 amino acids. The record is from RefSeq and is a predicted model, not a curated record. Gene Ontology annotation, biological process: L-proline biosynthetic process. Gene Ontology annotation, molecular function: pyrroline-5-carboxylate reductase activity. Lineage: Eukaryota; Metazoa; Arthropoda; Insecta; Lepidoptera; Sphingidae. The transcript has 7 exons.